Messenger RNA from Adineta steineri, 2469 nucleotides. The record is from the annotation of a GenBank genome assembly. NCBI's taxonomy places the organism in Eukaryota, Metazoa, Rotifera, Eurotatoria, Adinetida, Adinetidae.
UCAAGUAAUGAAACAUCCACAAAAACUAGCUGUUGAACUUGAUGAACAAUCUUUGACAUAUGCUGAACUCUUACAUUAUGUCCAAGUACUAUCUUUAUAUCUUAUAAAGAAAUAUGUUGUUGUUCCAGGUGAAAUUAUAUGUCAAUGUGUUGAGAGAAGUUUGUCGAUGGUUAUUGGUAUCAUGGCGAUUGAAAUGAGUGGUGGUGUCUAUUGUCCAUUGUCACCUCGUGAUCCAGAACAUCGUUUGCAUGCUCUCAUACAACAAACGCAAAGUCGUCUUAUUCUUGUUCAUUGGUUGACAAAGAACAAGUUUAAUAAUAGUAUUAUUUCAUUUGAUAUUCAUUUGAUAUUCACUAAUAAUGAUGUAAUGAGCAAUGUUUAUUUUGAUCGACUAUCGAAUAUUUCAGUCAAAUCAAGUAAUAUUGCUUAUAUCAUUUUCACUAGUGGUUCAACAGGAAUACCGAAAGCCGCGCAAAUUCAACAGCGGAAUAUCACUCAGUGCGAGCCUUUUACUUUAGAUCUAACUGAUCUAUUAGAAAGCUAUACCACAGAAAAAUGUAACAUAUGGAAUUUAUAUGGUCCAGCAGAGACAAUUAUUUGUACUUACCAUCGUGUUCAAUCAGCAGUCAUUAGAAAAACGAUUCCGAUUGGUCUGACAAUGCCUAAUUAUCGAUGUCUGGUCUUCGAUUUAUAUCUACAAAGUGUUAUCGUUCAUCAGGAGGGUGAAUUAUAUGUUGGAGGAGUAGGAGUAUUUGCAGGUUAUCUUGAACGUAACGAUUUAACAGCGAAAGUAUUCACCAAAAUUAAUGAUCAUGUAUUCUAUCGAACAGGUGAUCUUGUUCGAAUGGACAAUAACGGAUUGAUACAUUAUGUGGGCAGAAAAGACCAUCAGAUAAAAUUACAUGGUCAAAGAAUCGAACUUGAUGAAAUCGAACAAUGCUUACUUCGGACAUCGAUUUCAGCUUGUGUUGUCAUUAAAUGGGGUGAUGAUCAUCUAAUUGCUUAUGCUCAGAGCUUCGAUAUUGAUGAAAAACAAUUACGGAAACACUCCCAAUCGCAUUUACCACCUCAUAUGAUUCCAUCUCUCUUUGUUAUACUCGACAAAUUUCCAUUGACUGCAAAUGGAAAAAUAGAUCGAAAACGUCUUCCACCACCUAACUUUCCAUCAAUGCAUCUCAUUAGUUCUAAUGAACUUUUGUUACCAAGGAAUGAAAAUGAAAUCACCAUUCAUCAGAUUUGGUGCGAUAUAUUCAAUUUAAAGCAAAUCUCAGUUGAUACAAACCUCUUCCGUAUCGGUGGUCAUUCACUUGUCAUUAUGCAACUAUUUCAUCGAUAUAAAAUACAAUUUCAUCUUCAACCAAAUACUCUUUCUAUUACUGAUCUUUUUCAACAUCCAACAAUUAUCGAUCAUGCUCAACUCAUUUAUCAAACUAUAAAUAUGAAAGAGAAUAUUAAUGACUAUCAUUGGUCUUCAUUACAUAUCAUGAAAGCUAAAGCAUCAUUUGCACAAGAACGUAUUUUCUUAGAUGAACAAAUUCGAUUUGCAUCAACAGAUAAUAAUACUAACAACAUGUAUGUUAUUCCAUUAAUUUAUCGAAUUUCAUCUAUGAAUGAUCAUAUAUCUAUAUCACGAUUACAACAUGCAUUUCAGUCUAUCAUUACAAAACAUCAGAUUCUUCGAACAAUACUCUAUCUUGAUACAAAUGGUACUAUUGUUCAACACUAUUUAGAUGUAAAUGUUAUUAUCAAUGAUAAGACAUCAUCUAGAUUUUCCAUAAUUAAUCUUUCCGAUGAAGAACAUGAACAGAAUGAAAUUGUGAAGAAGAUCUUAAAUCAAUCAGAUUUAUUUGAUUUAUCAAUAGGACAUGUUAUUAAUUGUCAUAUUCUUCGUCAUAAUCAAUCAAAUCAUUCAUUCACUCGGAAUAAUGAUCUAUUGACUAAAGAUGAUCUAAUAUUAUUUACCAUUCAUCAUGCAAUGUUUGAUGGAGCAUCGACAUCAAUCUUUCUUCGUGAUCUUUCUCUUGCUUAUCAAUCCAAUGAUUUGCUUCCUAUAUAUGAUAAUUCAUUACAAUAUAUUGACUAUUCUAUUCAUGAGCACAUAAUGGAUAUGACAUUAUCUCAUGAAUUUUGGUUAUCAGAACUGAAAGGGUAUAAUUUUGUACGCCAAUUAUUAUUACCUGUUGACCGACAACGUUCGUCAACCGAUCAACGAUCAGGUUUAGCUUCUACAGCUCAAAUUAUUUUCGAUGAUAAAAUAUGUAGAUCAUUUCUGAACUAUGCAUCAUCACAUCAUCUCACACCUUUUCAACUUGGAUUAUCGAUAUUUUAUGUGUUUCUAUUCAAAUUAACUCGUGGUGAGACUGAUUUAUGUAUUUCUUCUAUUUGUGCUAAUCGAUAUCGCAGUGAAUUACAUAAUCUAAUUGGAAUGUUUGUUUCAACACUGCCAUAUCGUGUUCAACUUGAUCCACA